Messenger RNA from Strigops habroptila (Kakapo), 2777 nucleotides. It is a transcript of the gene CISD3, whose product is annotated as CDGSH iron sulfur domain 3. Gene Ontology annotation, molecular function: 2 iron, 2 sulfur cluster binding. The record is from RefSeq and is a predicted model, not a curated record. Bases 1 to 534 code for a protein of 177 amino acids. Lineage: Eukaryota; Metazoa; Chordata; Aves; Psittaciformes; Psittacidae. The transcript is spliced from 2 exons. Gene Ontology annotation, cellular component: intracellular membrane-bounded organelle.
AUGGGGCUCCGAGGAAGCAGACCCGAAGCUGCGGGAUCCACCGGGGCAAGGAGGAACCUUCCGCCGAGCCCGCCCCGGCUCUUCCGGCGGCACCGGGAGGAGGAGCCGCUGCCGGUGGAGGUGACCGGGGCUAUGCGGAUGCUGAGCCCGGCCGCGCUGGUGACACUGGUGAGAGCGGCGGCGGGGGGGGGUGUCCGCCGGUGCCGGGCCCCCCCGGCCGGGCCGCGCAUCCCCGCGGUGCGGCGGAGCUCGGGCGCCCCGCAGCCGGUGGUCGCCGCUAAAGAGCCGUUCCCGGUGGAGCUGAAGGCGGGCAAGACGUACGCGUGGUGCUCCUGCGGGCACAGCAAGCGCCAGCCGUUCUGCGACGGCGCCCACAAGAAGGCGGCGCCGGGGCUGUCCCCGCUGCGCUUCACCCCGGCGGAGGACGCGCUGGUCUGGCUCUGCGGGUGCAAACGCACCCGGACCCCCCCGUACUGCGACGGCACCCACAAGGAGGAGGCGGUGCAGGGGGCUCCGCUCCCCCCUCGGCCCUGACCCGCUGCACCGCGCUCAGCUCGGGGCCGCCGGGAUGCUCAGCCCGCUCCCAGUGUGGAUAACGAGAGGGGAGGAGAUGCUGAGCUCCCACCGCAACCAACCGCUGAGAGCGGCAGGAAACCAGCCUCAUCCCCCGCCCGGGGGCAGCAGUUUUGCCUUCAGCCCCACUGAGGAAUAAUCCAGUGGAUAACGGGACUUCCCAGAGUGGUUUUCAUAGAAUCAACCAGGUUGGAAAAGACCUUUAAGAUCAUCAAGUCCAACCGUUCCCCAGCACUGAGCCUUAUUGAUCAUACAAUCAUACACAGCCCAUUGAUCCAGAUCCCUCUGCAGAGCCUUCCUUCCCUUCAGCACAUCAACACUCCCACCCAACCGAGUGUGCACUUGCUCCCCUCAUCCAGAUCAUCAUUAAACAAGCCUGGCCCCAACACCAAGCCCUGGGGGACCCCAAGAGUGACCAGGAUGCAGGACAGAGGAACCGGGUGGCUGCAGUUGUACAGGCAGAUGGAGGGAACGACAGUUCUGCAGCAUUUAUUACAUUUACAAAGCUGUAUAGUUAUACAAAUGUUUAACCAAUAACAAUAUAUGAAUAUCCGAAUAUAUUACAAGACAUUAAAACGUCGUACAGGAUGCAAACAUACAGAGCAGUUUGGUUUGUACCAUAUAGGAAAGAACAGAAAACAAAACACCCCCCGCCCCGAGCCCCCCACAAGCCCCGACCGAGGCACCUCAGCUGCCUCCCUCAGUCCAUUCUGACCUAUUUACAAGGAGAAAAGGGGUGUCAAAGUCAAGACAAACAGAGCCCCCCAACACGCUUCGAGCCCCCCAUCCAGCCCCAGCUUGGGGAUGGGGGAGAGGAACAGAAGAAGCCCCAAUGGGGACCCUUCCCAAGCCCAUUCCCAGUGCCCAGAGCCCAGGGCUGGGCUGCAGCGAUGGUGCUGCUGUCCCAUCCGUGAUGGGGGUGCAGUACUUCGAACAAAUGACUUAAAAGAUAACAAUACUUAAGAAACACACUAACGACAUCCCACAUUUCCUGACCUUUGGAGUUGGGCUGUUCAGACAAUUCCCGUGCCGCUUUGCCUUUGGUCCUCACUGUGCCGCUGUGGGGGUGCUGGCUGGGUGCUGCAGGCACUUGCUUGUUUUAUGUCCUAUGUCCCCCUCCCCAGCAAGGGCAGGAAUAACCCCCCGGCUCUGUGCUCCUGGGGCUCGUGUGCUUUUUAAUGGUCCAUGUAGAACGUUGGUCCCUUCCCUGGUGCCGCUCCACUGCCGCCAAUGCACGGCAGCACCUUCCCACCGUCGCCCCUCACCGAAGCCUCCUGGCUAAAGGCACUGUACUCUAUAGUUUCUUUAUGUAAAAACCCGAUGUGGGGGCAGGAGGAGAGGGUGGGAAGGAUGAGGGCAAGGGGAGAACACAAAGAAAAGCUUUGAAAUGCAGCGUUGAAGCUGUGGGGAGCCAGUCGUGGGGUGGUUUGAAGCUCCUGGGUCCCACAAAGACUCAUGAAGCGCUGCCAAAACAGCCCCCAAUGGUUUAGAUGCCCCCAAGCCAAAAUCUGUGUUGGCACCAAGUGCUGUUCCAGGGAUGAGGCAGCAAUAUCUAGUGGGGCUUGUGCUCCUGCCCCUGGCGUGGUUGGCCCCUUCACCACCGAGAUGCAUGGAAAAACCCACCCAACCUACUUACUGUGCGUGAAGGGAAACGUCUGCAUGAGGCUUCACGAGGGCAGAGCCUGAAACUCCAUCCAGAGACCACAUGGGGAGAGCAGAUAAAGGAACAGGGAGGUGCUGGGCAAGGCAAAGCCGGGGGGGCAACGCCGGCAAGCGAUGCUCGAUGCCAACAAAUGGACCCAGGGCACCCCGUUAUCAAACCUGGGGCUAAAAACAGAAAUAAACACAAACAUAGCAAUAAACCACCGGGCACAAGGGGGCUGGAGGGGCAGUUUUUGGCUUCUGUGCUUGGCCUUUACCUGUGCUUCACCCUUACCUGUGCAGCUGCGAGUCCCCCCCUGCUCACGGCCCCGUUGAGGGGAGAGGGAUGGAGAGGAAAGAGAAAAGUGGUAGGGAAACUGAGCAAGGAAGGCAGCAGUGGCUCCCAGCUCUGUCAUGCAGCUACAUAAGUUAAACCCAAAUGAAAAUGAAAGGAAAAAAGAGGGGGAAAAACAACAAAAAAAAAAAAUCAUUUAAAAAUAUUCAACCACCUUUAUGUGUCUUAUUUGCACUUUAAAUUAAUCUGGUCGACCGAUAGAAAAUAA